Messenger RNA from Tupaia belangeri chinensis (Chinese tree shrew), 1054 nucleotides. It is a transcript of the gene CUNH1orf185, whose product is annotated as chromosome unknown C1orf185 homolog. Bases 64 to 741 code for a protein of 225 amino acids. The record is from RefSeq and is a predicted model, not a curated record. The transcript is spliced from 5 exons. Lineage: Eukaryota; Metazoa; Chordata; Mammalia; Scandentia; Tupaiidae.
AACAGCAGGCAAUCUCUUUCUAUUCUCUGGAAGAGCUUGUAUAAGAUAAGAAACACUUGAAUCAUGGGUUUUUUUAACCACUUAACGUAUUUUCUGGCUGUUGGUGCUUUUACUUUGGGAAUUGGUUUCUUUGCUUUGGCGUCAGCUUUGUGGUUCCUGAUUUGCAAACGAAGAGAAAUAUUUCAAAACUACAGACAUAAAGCAACUAAUGAGAAAUGCAGCCAAAGGCCACCAAAAGCAAAGAUUAAGUCGCAUUCUCAGUGUGUUUUUAUUUCUCGAAAUUUUCAUACUGGAAGAUCACAAUUGCAGGAGGAGCAAAGAAAAAAGGAAGCAGCAUACAUAAAAGCAAUUAAAGAUCACUCUAAAGAUGAAUUCUGCCUUGCAACACAAAAGGUCAUUUGUGACCCCCCAGAGACUAGCUCAGCAACAAAUGACAGCAAUGUUACAGUAAGCUUAUCGGCAUUACCAUCGGAUUCAUAUUUCAGCCAAAGUGUAGAAGCAGCUAAUGACUGGUUUUCUGAUGAUUCUUUAGUGGAAAAGAACUCUCCAGGGCCUUUGCUCAGAGAACCUCUUGUGGAAAAAGUAUUUUCAUACUUGUCAACCAUUUCAUUAGAAGACUGUACUGACAAUGUUCUGAAUAUGACGUUUUAUGAUGAUCAGAAAGAUGAUAGCAUUAAGGAAGUGUUGUCACAAAGAAACACAGAGGUUGAAAUACAAAACCUUCAACAUAACACCGAAUGACUUUUUUUAUCUAUUAAAACCUUGUAUCCACUGGAACCAGGUAGAGGUAAAGCAGAAUUACCAGCUUCUGAGUCUCUUACCACAUCCGUGCUAAUAUUGCUUUUCUUGUGUACCAGAGCCCUCCCCUUACUGGUUCUUAUUUCUAGAAACAAAAUUAAAGAAAAAAAUUAGAGUGACAUCAUGAACAUUAAGCUUAACCCUUUGUAUCUUAUCAAAAGAUAUAUUAAAUAAUAAUACUGUAUUUCAGCCUGCAGGAGAAAUACUCUUAAGACAUGUUCAGCAUAAAUAUAAUAUAUUUUUUAAUAAAACAGGC